Molecule: messenger RNA, 1808 nt
Organism: Venturia canescens
Lineage: Eukaryota; Metazoa; Arthropoda; Insecta; Hymenoptera; Ichneumonidae
Gene: Arl6IP1
Product: ADP-ribosylation factor-like 6 interacting protein 1
Exons: 5
Coding region: 371-955 (194 amino acids)
Cellular component (GO): membrane
Source: RefSeq, a predicted model, not a curated record
ACACACACAAGAGUCGCACACAACGCCAAAAUAUCGACGGAUUCCUCCCGUACGAAGAGAGCUCUGCCGUUUUUGUCUCUUUGUUAUACGCGUACGACGAGAAAAGUAUAACUGCUAUUUUGAAAUAAAAUUAUAUACAUUAUCACGAAUUUAUAGGUUCGAAUUGUGCAUUUUUUUUGCUAUCUAACAUGAAGAGAUACGCAAUUUAUACACUCGAGAAUUGUUAUCAGAAUAAUUGCUAAAUUCUUAGAGUUUACUUCGGUUUUUCUACGAAAAUUUAGUUUUAACGAGUCUCUGUUCACUCUUCGAUUCUUUCUACAUACACUCGGGGUGUGAUUUACACCGAAUUUUUAGAAAAAAAAAAAAAAAAAUGCCAGACAACGCAACUACGGAAAAGGACAAGCACAUGAAGCAACUCAAACGAAGAAUGGAGUGCUGGCGGGAAAUAGUGCUCCACAUUAAUUCUAUCUUGCUGUGGGAAAAAUCCUGGUACCCUGGCCUUAUCCUGGGUCUCACCACUUCGAUAGCUCUUUUUGUCUGGAUUUUGGAACCAGCGUUCCUGACGAUUAUUGCUCUGUGUCUAGCAACAUGUGCUCUAAUCGAUUAUCUUGUACCCAUUGUCGCUCCAAAAUUUGUUUCGUCAAGCGCUUGGAAUGGCCAGAAAGAACGAAAAUUUGAUGAAAUAUGUCAGACUCUUUCCGCAGCUAUUCUGUAUAUGGAUAAAGAGUGGAAGUUUCUUCUGAAUGCUCGAAAUAAUCGGCCCCACACUUACUACUGGACUAUAACUAUAUGCUUGCUUAUACUUGCUUGGAUCGGAAAUACUGUGAACAAUCUUCUUUUGAUUUAUUUGACGGUUAACUGCAUUCUUUUGAUACCAGGACUUCAUCACAAGUGUGGAGGCGAGAACGCUGUGAUGUAUGUUAUCAAUAACAUGAUGCGCCGCAAAAUGUCGUAAUGAACCAACAAAUCAUUCGAAUUCAUCUCACAAAUAAUAUUACCUCGUUUCCUCUCGGUUUCAAAGCCUUCAUGACAUUUAAACUCCAUUAAAAUCCACCGAAUUCAUCGCGUCGACUCUAUGAAAGUCUUAAAGUCCUUUUUUUUAAUACUCAUAACAAAGACGUGUACUUAUGAUAAACUGUUGUGACGUCGCCAUUGAUGUUGAAGCACUCGAUGUAUUUAAGCUGAUCUCACAUAAUAUCAUUUUUUAAAUUCUUCGCAAUUUAUUAAAUUAUUCGUGCUUUUUCAAAUGUGUUUUUCUAAUGACUGUCUAUUUUCUGACUCUGCGACAACGAUGGCAGAUCUUUAACGCUGUGAAAUUGAAAAAUAUGAUUAUUCAACAACGUAUUAGCCAAAAAAAAAUCAACCAUGAGCGAAUGUGUGUGCAUGUAUAAAUGAAUUUUUCUUUCUUUUUCUAAUAUUUAUAUAUACGAACGUGUUCUACUUCCGAUGAAGGUUAAAUUUCCUUAUGUAUGUCGAACUCAACUCGUACUAUUUGAAAAUUUGUAUUUUCUGUAGAGCCACUACAAAAUAAAUCGCAAAAAGUAAAUAUAUAUAUAUACGGAGAAAGCUUUCGUGUAAAGGAGAUUGGUAACCUGAAUUUGUAUCAGCCCCUAUGCUGAGGGGAGCUACAUUAUUCGUGAGUUAGCGAAAAUUUUUCGAAUUACUCGACAAACUUAGUUCUUGGCUGUCCGAACUCUCUUUGGAAUUGUGAAUAAUGAACCAAAGAUUUAAAUUUAAAGAAAAAGUGUUAAAUUCAUUAUAUUUUGGACCUCUACAACAGGGAUUAAAAAACACAUUUUAUGCAGUAA